UUGUUGUGAAAGCUACACCUAGUGCAGUUUGUUACCUUUUAGAAGUACAACGUCAUAUAAAUAACAUAAAUAUCUCCGCCGCCGAUUUAAGACAAAUUAAAAUGCAGAAUCGCUGCGCUGCUCCUAACUGUACCAGCGCCAAACCGGACUUUUAUUCACUCUUCCGCUUCCCGCUCGAUGCUGAAAGGUGUAAAACAUGGGUGGAGAAAUGCCAGCGGGAAGAUCUCGCAGAUAAAUCCCCAGAGCAGCUCUUCAGAUACUACAGACUUUGUGGAAAGCAUUUCGAAAGGUCAAAUGAUGGUAGUGCGCCAACAACGGUGAUAAAGGAUGACGCCAUACCAACUAUCUUUGACGAUCCCAGCAAACCUCCAAAUGAAGCGACGAAGCGCGGUAAAGAGACGGAGGAAGACGCAAAGAGUAAGGGAAAAAAAAAAAUCAAAAAGAGUCAAGCUGAAGCGAAUACAGACGAUCCGAAAGCCUCUUCAGGGGAAGACAAACACAAAGAAUAUCUCAGGUCGUUAUUUGAGGCCCUCGUACUGUUAGGGGAGCAGAACAUUCCCGUGACGAGGGCCAGCUGUCAUCAAGGGGACCCAGUCAGAUUAAGCAACUUUGAGGCGUUGCUACAGUAUCGCAUGAGUUGUGCGGAUGAAGCGAUGAAGACGACGUACGACGCCAACACAGAGUGCUGUUCAUCGCUGCAGCUGAGUCAGCUGAUUGACGUGUGCGAAAGAUGCAUCCGCAGGAAGGUGACGGAGGAAGUGAAGCAAAACGGCUUUUUCUCAAUUAUAACCGAGGAUUUGGUGAAGGUCUCGGAAGAGUGGUUCCUCCCCGUGUUCCUGCGCUACGUGGAUCAGUCCAACCACCAACGCGAGAGGUUUGCCGGCUUCUUGUCCUUUGACGGGGAUGCGGACGUUCUGGCGGGAAAACUGUUGUCCGAAAUGGUCGAUGAAUGGGGUUUGGACAUGGAGCAGUGCAGAGGCCAAUCCCAUUCGUACUCCUGGAGACACUUUAGUCAAAUAAAAACAUUUGCCACCAAAGUGAUGGAGACGUAUCCGCUGGCGCUGCUCACGUUCCGACCAACCCAUGCCUUGAACAUAUCGCUAGCCAGUGGCAUGGCUUUGUCAGGAGUCCAGCUUGUCAUGUGCACCUUGAAGAAAAUCGAGGCCUUCUUCAACCAGUCGGCUUCGUUGUGUUUGGAGUUGGAGCACGCCAUCUCCAUUAUCUACCCAGACAAAGAGGAGAAGGUCCUGGAACUGAAGGAGAUUUGCUGCAGCGGCUGGACCGGAAGACAUGAUGCGUUCGAGGUGGCGGUGGAGGUUCUUGAGGCGUUGCUGCUCUGUGUGGACAGUGUGCAUGACAACGAAGACUUGCGAUGGAGCGACAAGAUCACGUAUGAUGCUUUGGAGAUCUCCAAAGCUCUGUCAGACUUUGAGUUCAUUAUAGCCUUGGUUGUGCUGAAAAACACCAUGACGCUUUUGAGGGCAUUUGGGAGGAACCUUCAAGGGGAAGCAGCAGAUACCCAUUUUGCCGCAGGCAGCAUAAAAGCAGUGUUACACUCUCUGAAGGAGGUGUCAGACAAUAUUGACGUAUACCAUGAGUUCUGGACCGAGGAGGCGGUCAACAUCGCUGCUGCCAUGGAGAUUUCAGUAGAACUUCCUCGGUCCCUCUUGAGGAAGCAUCAGUCAGACUUCCUUCAACCAGAGACGUACUACAAGGAGCACCUAUCCAUUCCUGUGGUAAACCACACUCUCAAGGAAGUUGGCGAACUCUUCACCGAUGACCACAUGAAGGCUCUGAGAUGUUUGUCACUGAUUCCCUCGGUCAUAGAGCAGAACAAGGCCACCCAGCCCGAGGAAGAAAACAUGCUAGUGUUCAAAAAUGACAUGCCGAACGCAGGUUCUCUCACUGCUGAGCUUCAUUGUUGGUGGGUUAAAUGGAGCAAAAAAGGUACAGGAGAAACCUUGCCCUCUAGCCUGCAUGAAACACUGCAGCAAGCUGACCUCAAGUUCUUCCCAAACAUGCUUGCAGUCCUAAAACGUUUGGGCGUCCUGCCCACGUUGGCUUUAGAGAGCAGUUCUGAUGUGGCAUACGAGCGCUUCAAGGCGUACAUGGAAAACACUCCUGACACGGCCAAAUCCAAGAGUCUCGCUCUUCUGAAAAUCAACCAUGAUGUUGGUUAUGAUUUGGAUUCCAUGGUUGACGUCUACAUGAAGACGUACCCGAGUGGGGACGACUUGUCAUAGUUGUGCUCAGACCUGCAGUUUAGUCACUGAUGGUCUGA
This is a messenger RNA of Dunckerocampus dactyliophorus (ringed pipefish), 2281 nucleotides long. It is a transcript of the gene thap12a, whose product is annotated as THAP domain containing 12a. Bases 102 to 2243 code for a protein of 713 amino acids. The record is from RefSeq and is a predicted model, not a curated record. NCBI's taxonomy places the organism in Eukaryota, Metazoa, Chordata, Actinopteri, Syngnathiformes, Syngnathidae. The transcript is spliced from 5 exons.